AUGAGUCGUCCAAAUUCAUCAGUACCAGAACAACCUGGAUUGGAAGUUUUAUCUAGCCAUGGCAUAGAAGUCGUGCCCAGUAGCGGCCUCGAAGUUGCUCCUCACGACUCCGCAUUCGUAGAACAUCUAGCACCUGAAGUGGUAGUCUCCGACAAAUACUACGGCGCGGGAGAGUGGUAUGCUCCAAAAGCAUACUCCCCCAUUCCUCCAAAACAGGAGACCCCGGGACUUGAGUUGGCUGAGCAGAAGAAAAAGUCAAGACGUCGGCUUUACGUCUUGAUCGCAAUAAUAGUGGUUGUUUUAAUUGGUGCUAUUGUGGGUGGAGUCGUUGGAGGUCUUCAAAGUCGGAAUAAUAGUGGUGGAUCAACAAACGCCUCAUCGAAUAACUCAGUCUCUUCAUCGGCCCCAAAUGGCACGGUGACCUUGCAGUCUCUGAGACCAGAUUCGAAACUUAGCGUCUCGGGAUGGCGCGAAAACGAUGGAUUCACAAUACGCCUAUUUUAUCAGGACAGAAAAGAUAAUCUUCGGUUCUCGGAUUAUUCGACCGACGAAGGGAGCUGGUCAAGCUCCAGUAAGAUCGCAACGAAUGAUCCCAUGUCAGGCACUCCCAUGGGAGCCGCUGCGAUUAUGCAAAACGAUCCACCGCAAUACGAACUCUUUUUCUUAAAUUCCACGUCGUUGCUUAGUGGACAGAAUUUUCGGGACGGCAAUACCCCAGCCGCUGGUGUUUGGGAUAGCAUCGAUGAUUACCCAGUUACUGUCUCCAACACAUCGAGAAUGGCUAUGUAUUGGCCAUAUGCUGUGAUGCAGGACGAAGAUGACAGCUUGAGGCUCGUUACCUAUCUUGCUAGUUCCGAGGGAGGACCCUGGAAGAAUCAGUCACUGGGUAUAUCUGGACUAAAAAGUACUACGAUGGCUAUGAUUCCCCAAUCUUCAGCAUAUGCGUUUCCGUACACAGCAGGUAUCGUAUACCGAACGAGCGAUGGUAACUUGGCAGGCUACUCGGUGCAGUGGGAAGUGUCGGGGUUGGCGUGGGACAUUGGCACACCUAAUACACUACCAGACGAAACAGCCAUUGCAGCCUUCGCCGUGGCACGGGAAAGCGAUUCCAUCAACGCCACCAACACCUAUAUAGUAUACCAAAACACCAACAACGACAUAGAACUCCUCACCAACGUCAAUGCCACAUGGCAAGUCAGUCCCACCGUCUUAACGGGCGCAGACCCUGGGACCGACAUCGCGUGUCUCACCGAAGCACUCUGGGAGAACUUGAACGUUCUGUCGAGCCAGUACGACAUGAGCAGGUGUUAUUUCAUGUCGGGGGGCCAGAUACGGGAGGUUUUGUACAAUGGGACGGGGUGGGAGGAACUGGGGAAUAUACCAUUGACUUGA
Hypoxylon fragiforme is the source of this 1392-nucleotide messenger RNA. RefSeq lists its product as uncharacterized. The coding region runs from base 1 to 1392 and encodes 463 amino acids. Lineage: Eukaryota; Fungi; Ascomycota; Sordariomycetes; Xylariales; Hypoxylaceae. The record is from RefSeq and is a predicted model, not a curated record. The transcript is spliced from 5 exons.